Molecule: messenger RNA, 465 nt
Organism: Gracilinanus agilis (Agile Gracile Mouse Opossum)
Lineage: Eukaryota; Metazoa; Chordata; Mammalia; Didelphimorphia; Didelphidae
Product: zinc finger protein 781-like
Exons: 5
Coding region: 1-465 (154 amino acids)
Source: RefSeq, a predicted model, not a curated record
AUGGAAAGAAAUGUUAUGAAUGUAAUGACUGUGGUAAAGCCUUUAAGAAACAACAGAAGUCUACUCUUGCUGAACAUCAGGGAAUUCACAUUGGAGAGAAGCUUUAUGAGUGUAAUGAAUGUGGAAAGAGUUUCAGACAGAAGAUCCACACUGGAGAGAAACCUUAUGAAUGUAAUCAAUGUGGAAAGACUUUCACACAGAGCUCCACUCUUGCCCUACAUCAGAGAAUCCACACUGGAGAAAAACCUUAUGAAUGUAAAGAAUACCCCCAAAGGCCGCCCUCCACCUCCUGACGGACUGUCUCGGGCCCUACACGCUGCAGGGCCCGCCGGCCUUGGUAGGAACAUUUGGGUGACAGGCUUAAGAUCCCGCUUCCUCAAGGAGAGCCUCUCCAGCGAUUGCGGGAAAGAGGAGAGAAUUCCCGGGUUCUCCCCUGCGGGGACCUCCAUCCCAGGCCCUGCUUAG